UCAAAUUCCCAAAUUUUGGAUUCUAGAGGGGAUGAAGUCAGGAUAAGAACCAACAGAGUCCAGAAAGAGGCAAAGCACCGUGGGUGGGAGCACAACCUAGGCAGUGCAGUAGAGUGGUGCAUGUCGCUUUUUUGCCUUCCCAUCGGCGGUAGCAUUGGCAUCUGAGCUUACCGGCCGGGGGCUAGAAACCGCAUGCCUGAUGAAAAGACAAUCGUGGUGUCCGAUGCCCGAUGUGCUUGUGGGAAGGGCGUCUCUCUUUUGCUUGUUCUGGCGUGCGGUUUCCACGAGACCUUACUCAACAGGGCCUGCAAAGUGCUUGUCGCGCUGGGGAUGGCUGUAAAGAUCCCAGCAGUCUUGCGAGUCGAAGUCGCCUCCCCCUCAUCUGUCUAUCCAAACGACCGGGAGAGGGCGCGGCAACAUGUCUCUUUUCUUUGCUUGUGUCUGCGGGCGCCACGCUCUACAAGGACUGAAUGGGGUCUGCAUGAGCAGCUGCUGUGGCUUCGCGACCCGACAGUAGCCUUGCGGCCCUUGCCUCUUGGCUCCGAGCCCAGGCUCUUGGGGGUGGAAUCGCGGAUGGUCGCUAGCGAUGCUUUGCGAGGGAGGGCCAAGGCCAGCUGGGCGGGCGGGACAAGACAGCGCGAGAUUGGCAUGCCCUGCCAUAGAUCGACCGACCUUUUGUUACAGCGUGUAAACAGCAGCAGCCAGCUGCGCGCCUGGACGGUCGACACGGGUGCAACCCUAGGUACAAGUAAAAGGUCUCAUCAUAAUGCCAGUACUUCGCGAUGCUGUGGAGCGGGAUUCGUGCCUGUCGACAGCCGAACCGUUGGUAGGCGGACCAUAUCCAGCUAAAGCCGCCGCCGCGUAAAGGUGGGGCCUAGCAUGGUACAGACCAAGUACAGUACUGUACACGAUGUUGACGCGAGAGACUGCGCGAGGAUGGAUCUGAAGGACACUCACUCCAAAGGUAUUUGCGAGCAUAUCCUCUCGAUCGUGGGCCUGCAGGCGAGAUUUUCUCGGAUUCAAAGAGGCACGGCAUUCGCUGUACUGGCCCCGGCCAGUCAGCCAGUCGAGCUCCAUGUCCCUGGGUAAACUCAGCGUGAGCUCAAGGCGCCCACACGAUUCAACCGAGGGCGACGAUUCUUGCCUUGUACAGGCAGCCAGCCGGUUGCGUGCUCAUCGUUAGCUGACUGAUUAAUUGACCGACUGACAUGCUCGAUUGUGGCCUCGUCGCAACAAGUGAAAGUGACAUGUUGUAGUUGCAUUC
Molecule: messenger RNA, 1264 nt
Organism: Emericellopsis atlantica
Lineage: Eukaryota; Fungi; Ascomycota; Sordariomycetes; Hypocreales; Bionectriaceae
Exons: 3
Coding region: 193-849 (218 amino acids)
Source: RefSeq, a predicted model, not a curated record